ACAGAACCACUCAGGUUGACAGCCACGUGCGUUUCACUCCUCCUGUGUUGUUGCUUUGCUACAAAAUGCUGCGCUUCCUGUUGCUGUUCAGUCGGCAGGGGAAGCUGCGACUGCAGAAAUGGUUCACACCGUGUUCGGAGCGGGAGAAGAAGAAGGUGAUCCGGGACAUGAUGACGUUAGUGUUGCCUCGGCCGCCGCGGACGUGCAACUUCCUCCACUGGAAGGACCUGAAGAUCGUUUACAAAAGGUAUGCCAGUCUGUAUUUCUGCACUGGUUUGGAGGAUCAGGAUAAUGAACUGCUUGCGCUUGAAGUUCUGCACAGAUACGUUGAGCUGCUGGAUAAAUACUUUGGCAAUGUGUGUGAGCUGGACAUCAUUUUUAACUUUGAGAAGGCCUACUUCAUCCUGGACGAGUUCCUGAUGGGCGGAGAAGUUUUAGAAACGUCCAGAUUUGCUGUGGGUGUGUCCAUGGAGGAGUCAGACACUCUGCAGGAGAGGGAUGACAUUGAAGGGGGAACCUUACUUGAAAUCAGCUGUUCCAAGGACAGCGAGAUGGGCUCGAACACAGCUAAACAUGGAGACAGCAUGGCUCAUGACGAGUCAGAGUGUGACAAAGGCUGUGCCUUUGUCUAA
Messenger RNA from Nematolebias whitei (Rio pearlfish), 632 nucleotides. It is a transcript of the gene ap1s3a, whose product is annotated as adaptor related protein complex 1 subunit sigma 3a. The record is from RefSeq and is a predicted model, not a curated record. Gene Ontology annotation, biological process: intracellular protein transport; vesicle-mediated transport. The coding region runs from base 66 to 632 and encodes 188 amino acids. Gene Ontology annotation, molecular function: clathrin-cargo adaptor activity. The transcript is spliced from 5 exons. NCBI's taxonomy places the organism in Eukaryota, Metazoa, Chordata, Actinopteri, Cyprinodontiformes, Rivulidae. Gene Ontology annotation, cellular component: membrane coat; intracellular membrane-bounded organelle; AP-1 adaptor complex.